AUGACCUUUUUAAACCAUAACAAUAACUUGUGGCUUUCCGGCCUCUCCAACUUCGCCCAGCAACUCGGCCACGCGUACGUGAACAGGUACUCGGGUAAACAUUUCAACGGGGGUCUAAUUGUUACUAAAACCAUUACUGACGACACCAAACAACCUCCUAACUCCCCCAAAACUAUUGAGGAAUUAACCCCUGAGGGCCGCAACUGCGCCAAGGUCUGCCUGACGAUAGUGGAGAUACUGGUUAACGAUUUUGAAAAAUUGUUCACAGCAACUGGUGGCAACAAAAAAAUGCAAAUUAAUCUAGAUGAAGGUAACAGACUUGGCGUUUUUUUCAGGGCGAAAGGUUACGAUGUCGCCGAAGGUGCAUCCACCCAGGACGGUGAGCUGCAGAACAGUAGCGACAUGACCGGAGAGAAGAUUAGAGAAUUAUGUGACUAUACAAUUACGGUGCGUAAUAGUGGUGAAUAUGACCCUAAGACGCAGCAACUUCAAGCAAUUGAUCGCGGUGUGACAACUUUCGACAGAUGGAUAAGGUACCUCUACGUCUACCUCUCCAAUUACCGUACUGUCUGCCAUCUCAAGCACAUCGCUAAGCCACGGACACCCACGACGAUUAACCAAAUGUUACACUGGGUCAACGGGCUGCCGUAUACAACCGUCUAUAACGAACUUACAGUUCAAGGUUUCGGUGAGCUGUUCGAGAAGCAGGAGGAAGAGGAGCCUGUCGAAGGUGAGAUCGUCAUUAAAACCGAUGACGAUGACACGUUGGAGGCUUAUCCAGAAGACAUCACUGCCGAAAAAAUGAGAGACACGCUCACAGAUGUAUGCCGCUUUACGGAUAGAGUGCUGGUCUGCAUCCUCGGUCAUGGACACGCCGAAGGCAGAUAUGCGUGCGAUUUCAGCACCAACCCAGAUGGUUUAUUGUAUCCUAGCAACGCAAGUGCCUGCUUGGACAUGCUGGUGGAUAUACUGAAACGACUCUAUGAGCAGUUUUAUUUCCUAUUUAUUCAGUGCUCACGUGAGAAAGAUAACGUGAGUUGGAGAGACUGCUGGUACGGUCGGCACGUCGGUGGCUCAGACUGGAGGUGCAAUGAGAAGCAAUGCAUCAACCAAAUGGUCAACCAAAGUGCUGACCAAAAGGCCAACCAAAGCUGUGGCCAAACGUGUGAUCGGCACCCUAGUUGCGGUUUGAAGUCACCCCUCCAAUCCUUCCUCGAAGAUGGGCUUCCGGGUUUCCUUCCUCAUUCAAUUAAGAAGCCCGGGUGUAAAUUAGACUGCACUGUUUCCAACCAUAGGGGAUUGCCUUGUAAGACGCCAAUGGGCUUCGGGGAUAUUAGUCUAACAGCUUCACGUGCAUCCAGAGGCGAACGUAUGAUGAAACUACUCGAUAUGUUCUGUGGGCAGCAGACUAGUCCACUGACGAAGCUAUGUGGUUACUUCAACUGUCUGCUGCAAAUGCCUCCGCAAACGCUGGGAGAUAUGUUUGCGUUCUACCAUAAUCUACUUGUCGAUUGGAAUGGUGCGGCCAAGGGCUUAAUAGAUGGUCCGAAACAUAAGAAAAGUGCGUUCUUUAGCGCCGUUACCAGUGCUAACUUCGGCAUUGAGUAUCCAGAAUUGGACGUAUCUACGCUGUUCUUUACAUCGAAUCAUACGGGUAAUGGAGGUAAUGGUGACCUACUAUGCCUCCUCAGUUGUGGCAGUGCAUCGUUGACAACAACCUGUGGCCGGUAUCUGCAGCCUUUCGGUAUGAAUACGUGGACAGUAUUUUCAGAGAAACACGCAGACAAAUACCUCUCCUGGAUCGUCUACAUCACCGAAACGUUCUAUUAUUUGCUCGAACAGCUGCUAAAAGAGUGCUGCCGAAAUUGCACGUCAUCGCAAUCCAGGUGCAAUGGUAAAGUCUGCCCUAAAACAUGUCAAGUCAAAUACACGAGUGAAGAAACAAAGUCGCAAUCCGUAUCAACUAUUCAUCACACCAAGGACUGCAAAUCCAUCGCUUACUGCCCCUUUACACGUCCCACUUUAUGUAAGUACGGCUUCGUUUUCAAAAGCCUGUCAAACAUGAGCGGCACUAGUGGCGAUUCCACAAAGCGCACCUGCAAAGAUCUAUGUCACGCAUUGCAAAAUGUUCUACUUAAAGGAAAAGUACUCGGCGAAUUCACCCAUGUCACAAUUCCAGAAUUUCUGUGGAACAUUCGCAGUAAAUUCUUCUGGCUCAACGUCGCCCUCUGGCUCCUCUCCUUCCUGUACCUCAUCCACAUCAUGGUCAUCCGCCUCGACCUGCUCCACAUCAAAUCGCAUUUACAUAGUCCAUCAUCUCAUCGCAUCGCUGCUCAAUCACUACUUGCUGCUGCAAGAGUUGGAAGACUCAGCAAGAUAUCGUACCUUCAACCAUAA
Molecule: messenger RNA, 2397 nt
Organism: Babesia bigemina
Lineage: Eukaryota; Apicomplexa; Aconoidasida; Piroplasmida; Babesiidae
Exons: 2
Coding region: 1-2397 (798 amino acids)
Source: RefSeq, a predicted model, not a curated record